Molecule: messenger RNA, 2801 nt
Organism: Calliphora vicina (urban bluebottle blowfly)
Lineage: Eukaryota; Metazoa; Arthropoda; Insecta; Diptera; Calliphoridae
Gene: cact
Product: NF-kappa-B inhibitor cactus
Exons: 7
Coding region: 435-2144 (569 amino acids)
Biological process (GO): cellular response to tumor necrosis factor
Cellular component (GO): cytosol
Molecular function (GO): NF-kappaB binding
Source: RefSeq, a predicted model, not a curated record
AAUACUAUAAUAUUAGUCUCAACGAGAAAGCGAACGAUUUAAGACGUGUUCAACAGGCAAAAAAGUUUCAAUCGUUAUAGAGAUAUUGUACAACAAAAAAGUAAAAAGCAUUUGAGCGCUUAUAAAAAAGCAAGAAAAAAAAUACCACAAUUAAAAGAGCAAUAAAUACUUGAAGAAAACUUCAAAUAGAAAGCAAUAAAAAAAGUAAAAGUGACAUAAAUUGUAUUAUUAGUUAGUUUUCUUUACGGUAAAAUAACCCGGUAUUUGGAAAGCAGAACAGUGCAUAGAAAAACACAACAGCAACAACAGAAACUGUAACAAAUUGAGUUAAAAAACGUUUAGUGCAAAAAUAUAAUAAUAGUACUAAAAGUAAAUCAAAAUAGAAACAAAAAUAAAUUUAAAAACAAUAAACAUAAUUCAGACAAAGCUACAAAAUGUGGAAUCCAACACCGUCAUCAUCAACAGCGUCGUCAAGUGAUAAUAAGCAGAAUAUUAAGGAAGUAGUUGAAGUAGAUGAUUGUAAAUGUAGUAGUAGUGGUGGUAUAGAACAAUUAGAUCAACAGCAGCAACAACACAAAAAUAACAGUAAACAACAAACGUCAACAUUUGGCGGUCAAUUGACAGGCUCUACCAAUAUCCAACAACAACAGCAGCAGCAUAAUAGAGAAGACUUGGACGAAGAAGGUGACGACAAGAAAUUUUCAGAUUUGGCUGGGGAAACUAUAGAUUCCGGCUUUAUUUCGGGACCACAAACAUCAUCUUCGGCUCUUUUGGAUACAGAUAACGAAGAAGCUGGUGUUGCUAGUGGUGAUAUUAAAAAAUUAAAUAUACCGGAAUCUUUAAGUGAGCCACAUCUACAGCACAAAACGCAACAGCCCAAUUUAGAUUCGGGAAUCAUAGAAGAAGAAUACGACGACGGGGAGUGUGAUUUGUCAGGACCACAGAAAAAUCAAACAGUUUCUACCGCAAACGAACCUAAAAUGAUUCUGCCCCAUAGUGUUGAAUCUGGUAUAUCCGAAUGGUUCUGCAAUUUAAGUUUGCAAAAUAAUCCCAAUGCUGCCAAUGUCAAUACAACAACAUCUGCAUCCAAUUCUCGUACAAACGCCUCUGUGUCGGUGGCCGGUUCUGGUUUAAAUAAUUUAGAUGCACCCAAACAGCAACCGCGCCUUUCACAGCUAACAAAAUCAUCAUCAGUAUCGUCAUCCUCAUCUUCGUAUGCAGCUGGUUCAACUGCUCCUCAACAGUACCAACAACAACAACAACAAACCGCCACAAUACCACAACAAAUAACUCCAGCUAAUGCUUGGGAAAUAUACUAUCAGCAAAAUGAUGAUGGAGAUACACCUUUACAUUUGGCCUGCAUCUCCGGUAAUGUGAAAGUUGUUGCUGCUUUAAUACGUAUGGCACCGCAUCCUAUCCUAUUUAAUAUACAAAAUGAUGAAGCCCAAACACCAUUGCAUUUGGCCACCUUAACAGCCCAACCAAAAAUUAUCAGAAUGCUAUUAAUAGCGGGAGCAGAGCCCUCGGCGCGUGAUCGUCAUGGCAAUACCGCAUUACAUCUUGCCUGCAUAUCUGGCGAAGAACAGUGUGUACGCGCUUUAACCAUACCCAUUAGUGCCUCCGAAGUCAAUGAAGCCCAUCGUCAAUAUGGUCAUCGUGCCAAUGAUAAAUCCUAUUUAAAAUAUGCCCAAUUACCAUCCGAUUUGGAAAUUCGUAAUUAUGAUGGUGAAAGAUGUGUUCAUUUGGCUGCUCAAGCUGGCUUUAUCAACAUUUUGCGUAUAUUAGUUUUAUAUGGAGCUGAUAUUAAUGCUAGAGAAGGAAAAUCUGGCCGCACUCCCUUACACAUUGCCAUUGAAUGCUGCAAUGAAGAUUUAGCCAAUUAUCUGCUGGAUGAUUGUCAAAAAUUGAAUUUGGAAACAGCUACAUAUGCCGGCUUAACCGCUUAUCAGGUGGCCUGCAUUCUUAAUAAAUCAGAAAUGCAAAAUAUUUUAGAAAAGAGAGGUGCUGAACCACUAACGCCACCCGACAGUGAUUACGAUAGCAGUGACAUUGAAGACCUUGACGAUUCAAAGUUAUACGAUCGCUUUGGUGAUCCCGGUUACUUUGUUGGUUACAAAGGUGGCAAUGUUAUGACGGUAGCUUGAUUAUUCAGACUUCUUUCCACACAAAUCCACGCCCUGUCUCUCUCUCACUCUUUAAGUCGAAACCUAGUAUCAACAAUAAAUAAUUAAAUUAAUUUUGUUAAACACGCUCUUAAAAAAAUAAUCGAUAUUCCCUUUUAUCUAUAUAGUAACUAAAACUAAUUUAAACUGACCGAAAAUGUAUAUAAAAUUACCUGCCUGCCCCCCUCUCUCUUACUUUCGUAUGACGAUUUUUUUAAAAAGAAAUUCGUUUUUUUUUCAUUUCCAUAUAUUUUAAUAUGAUUCGUUAAGUUUUUGCUUAAUUUCGCAAAUUUCUUAAAUAUUUUCUUUUCAUGAUGUAUUUUAUAAAAAUAAUAAAACUUAAAUUUUAGUUAAUAGUAUAAAAUGUUGAUGGUAUGUGUCGUUUUUGUAACAUGUGUUUAAAUUUAAAUAACUGUUUUCAAUUUUCAGUUUCUUUUUUAUUCAACAACCAUUUCUUUAAUUUUAUGUUUUUAAAUGUUUAAAACGAAAAAAAACGCAUAUUUUUAAUAAGAAUUUAAUUUAUAUAUGUAAACGAAAAACCAACAAUAACAACAAGAAAAAUGUAUAAUAAUUUACACACUUUUUCACAAGAAAUAAAAUAUAAAAAAAUAUAUAUAUAUUUAAAUGUAAUAAAAACAA